Pogoniulus pusillus (Red-fronted tinkerbird) is the source of this 4696-nucleotide messenger RNA. It is a transcript of the gene FAM222B, whose product is annotated as family with sequence similarity 222 member B. The transcript has 3 exons. Lineage: Eukaryota; Metazoa; Chordata; Aves; Piciformes; Lybiidae. The record is from RefSeq and is a predicted model, not a curated record. Bases 145 to 1812 code for a protein of 555 amino acids.
GACGAGGACGAGGAGAGUCAGCGGUGGCGGCGGUGGUGGCGGGGCCGGCACGGGCACAGCGGCGGCGGCGCCAUGAGGCCCGGGCAGGGGCACCGAGAUGUGCAGAGGAGUGAAUGCCCCAUGUUGUGUUAGUGCCUGUCUGCCAUGCUGGCCUGUCUGCCAGGACCAGGUGACCUCUCCUUUCAGCUUCUUUCUUACACGCAGAUGAACACUGGACUUCAGAAAUGGGACACUACACAGAAAAUGAGAUCUGCACAGUAUCCUACCCCAGCAGAAUUGGAUGCUUAUGCUAAGAAGGUCGCCAACAAUCCACUGACUAUAAAAAUUUUUCCAAACAGUGUCAAGGUUCCCCAGAGGAAGCACGUACGCCGUACUGUGAACGGACUUGAUACUUCGGGCCAGAGGUACAGUCCCUACCCGUCCCAGGCCGCCACAAAAACAGGCCUGCUGGCAAUAGUCAAAUCUCCAGCGAAGGGAAUCAUCAAAGACUUUGACGGGACACGCGCACGCCUGCUGCCGGAGGCGAUGAUGAACCCCCCUUCCGCGCCCUACGUUGCACCUAGCACUUUAACCCACCCCCAGGCGCUUGCUCGCCAGCAGGCUCUCCAGCAUGCACAGACUUUGCCGCACCCCCAGAGCAUCCCGCAGCCACAGGCUCUGCAGCACCCUCAGGGGAUCCCACAGCCACAAAGCUUACCGCACCCUCAGGGGAUACCGCAGCCACAGGCGCUGCCGCACCCUCAGAAUAUGCAGCAGCCGCAGGGCUUGCAGCAUCCUCAGACCAUGGCACACCAGACUCUGCAGCACCCCCCGAACCCUUUGCUGCAGCCAGGUUUACAUGGAAGCAGAAAGAUGCCGGAUGCAGACGCGCCGCCGAAUGUGACCGUGUCUACCUCAACCAUUCCCCUCUCUAUGGCUGCCACCCUGCAGCAGAACCAGCCACCGGACCUGAGCAGCAUUGUGCACCAGAUUAACCAGUUCUGCCAGGCCAGAGCUGGCAUUAGCACUACCUCAGUGUGCGAGGGACAGAUUGCAAACCCCAGCCCUAUAAGUCGUAACCUGCUUAUCAAUGCAAGUACCAGGGUAUCUACUCACAAUGUCCCUGCACCCAUGCCUUCCUGUGUAGUAAACCCUGUCGAUCAUGCUGCUGCUGCUAUUCCUUCUGCCUCUGUUAACGUGCCCAUGGUGAAUAUCAACAGGGUGCCACCUGCCUACCAGAACGAAAUCAAACCGGUCGCCUGGAACCAGCACCAGCUUGCACAUCUGCAGCAAAUGUGCGGAGAUGCUGCUGGGCCUGCUGUACUCGCAGGGAAGCACCCUCAGAGAGAGAUCGCAGGGCAGAGUUUUCCUGGCAAAACUUCAAACUACCCUCAAGAACUGUGCAUGGGCCAGUCGUUCAGCUUGAAGCCCCCCAUCGAGAAGCCCACACCUUCUCCACCUGUGAAUGGUUUGCAGGGACCCUUGCCAUACACCAAUGGGCACUAUUUCCAGCCCAUCUGGAAUAACAUUCUGCCCACGCCCAACAGUGACAGCUCUGGGUCCCAGGACCUCGCCAUGCCUUUCCAUGGGGGACAGCCAGCAGGAGCACCACUAGAUUGUGCAGGAGGAACUCAUUACAGAGCUGGAGCUGGUCCAUCCAGCCAGAAUAAUGUGAUGCAGACCAUGGAUUACCUAAGUGGGGACUUCCAGCAGUCCUGCUUCAGAGAUCAGAGCAUGGCCGUGCUGGGAAAAGUCCAUCGGCCUCCCAUGAACCGAGCACCUGAACCAACCGAUAGUCGAAAUCUUCAUAUUCAACACCCAGGGUAUAGAUAGGCUGCAGUCACUUUCACAGACAGAAAAAAAAUAAAAAACAGGUUUAGUCUUAAUUUUAAUUAAUAAGGCAUUUUUAACUUGCAAACUUGUGUGAUCAUUAUAGUAACCAUGGGAAGAAGACAUCCUGUAUAUUGGAAAGCUUCGCUUACAUGUUAUCUGUCUCCUUUGUGCAUCAAAUAUUUAACAUGCCUUCUGUGUCAAAGAAUUUCAUUACACUACUUCACGCCACAGCUAUUUCCUCCACCACAGAAUCCCCUUUGUGCAGCUUUUGCCUUCUGCUUCGUAGCUCCUUGCUGGACUGAUGUUGAGUUGCUGCAGGGUUUUGCAGUUACGUCUGUUCGCCAGCUCUGUCGAGAGCAGGGUAGCGUAGCUGCUUACAUUUCCAUCUCAAUUUCCUCUGAAGAUUAAGAGCAACAGAAUUUGUCAGGAAGCAGGGCUUAUUUUCAACUCGAAAGCCCAUUUCAUUAAUGCAUUAAACAUUGACCAUUUGCACUGUCUAGAGGCUUAUUUAAUUGAAAAAGAAGCCCACGUUUGAGAAGAGUUAACUAGGGGUAUGUGUUUAGGCAUUAGUAAGAGGGAAGCAUUUCAGCUGUUUCUUACUGAGAUGCCUGCAUUUAUCAUUUAGACUUUGUCCAAAGUCAAAAGUCUCUGGCAGAUUUUUCUGACACUUUUUUGUUUUCAAGCAGACAGGGUAUGGAGGAAGGGGAGAUUGGCAAGUUAGGGGCAUAGGCAGCAUAGCUGCCAUAGGGAGCUGCCUUUUCUCUGCAUUAUGUUUCCCUUCCCCGCUCCUCUUUCAACAGCAUAAGCGCUAACUUUGCCUGAACCCCUCGCUGCUAGGAGUCUGGCUGUCCUGAUGUGAAGGGAAUCCAGACCCACUGACAACUCCAAAAAGGGUUCAGCUACUUCUCUGGGAGCUAGAAUUGAUUUCAGGGCAUGGAGGCCUAUCUGCAGCUCAUCUGUGGUGCAGUAGGAGGGUUUGGGGGACAAGUGGCAGGGUCCCGCUGCAACAGCAACACUGACAGGACACAGUUGGUCCGAUACGGAGCUCCUCUCGCAAGCUGCUUGUGGGGCAGAGGGUCCUGUGUUCCUCUCCAUCCAAACUCCACAGAUGUAACAGAACAAACCUCCUCUCUGGGAAUUAGCAAAGCUAUUUAUAACAUCCCCUUUUUACCAGGGUCUUGGUGCCUAAUUCCUGUUCCUUCCCUGCAUUACUUCCAGCAGCUAGACAAAGUCCAGCUCCAGCGGGACACUAACCACUGGGUGACCUCAGCAUCCCCUUCCCCAUAGCCUACCCAAACACCUUUCCCUUCUCACAGCCGGAUUUGUCGUAAGAGGAAAUCUCCUCCUCUCUGUUAAACGAGGCUAAUACUUGAAGGUAAUGGUAAUGAUCACAGCCAAGUUUGGAAAUUAAAAACUAAAAAGAAAAGAAGGGGGGGGGGAGGGGGGGAACUAUAAAAGCAUUGAUUCUUUUUCUGUACACUGGCUAAAAAAAUACUGCUCUACACUGUAACUUUUAAGUGUAAUAUUUCUGUAUGAAUGUCGCCUGGUAGUGUGGGUUUGAGUAGCAUUGUAUAUGGGUGAACCCACUUGGCCUCUGCCACCCACUGGCCUCCCUCACAGCCCUUGGAAAGGAAAAAAAAAAAAAGAAAAAAAAAGAAUACAAAAAAAAACAAAGCCUUAAGUAUUUGCUCCUCGAACUUUCCUUAAUGAGCAUGGGUUUAAUUAAAAUAAAAACACAAACAAAACACUUAACAUCCUGUGAAAUGGAGGGGGAAAAAAAGAAAACCAUCAUAAGAAUUAACAGGUUUUGAAGUGACGUCAUAGUUGGCUUAGAGAUUCUUUAAAAGGUUUUUUUGUUUUGGGGUUGUUUGUUGGGUUUUUUGUUUGGGUUUUUGGGGUGGUUUUUUUUUUUUUGGUGAAUGGAAAAAAAAUAAAUUAGGAAACAUUUCUUUGUUGGUUUAUUUUUUUAAUUCAAUAUCCUUUUUUUUUUUUUUUUUCCCUUUUAAUUUAGAGGUGUAAGUCCUGGGCUGUAAGGAAUCUUUUAGGUUUCAAAGCUUAGCAGAGUACCUUUCCUGAAGUUAGUACACUUCUGUCAUUAUUUAAGUCCUUUUUUGUUUUUUUAAGUGUACUAGAAGCCGUUCUUUAGUGGUAACUCUGGUUAGCAAAGUGACUAAAGGCGGGUUGAAUUCUGUGUUGGCUUGUGUUGCCUUAUAUUUAACAGGAAAAAAAAAACACACAGAAAAAGAAAAAAAAAAAAAAAAAGAAACUUGCCUGAUUGUGUUAUGCCAAAUGAUAGCAACCUGAAGUCCUAAUUUAUUGUUUAUGAUCGUAUUCCUGCAGUCUUUGUGAGCACUGGUAAAUAUACAUCUAUGGAAGAAUGAAAAUCCUGAGGCUUUUCAUGCAGUAUUUUUCUCAACACCUUUUUGGAAGCCAAGGUUUGGGUCUGAUGCUGCUUCCCUUACAGCCUCCCUGCUGUCCCCAGUCCGUCUAGGGCUGUGCUGUGACUUUAACCUGCCCUGCCGAGUUAAGUCCCUGUAAGGUGUACCUGAAUACAGACCUUUUUACUGAAUAAACCAUUACCAUCUUCUCUCUUCAGUAGCCUGCUACAAAUCUCAACCCAGACUGUUAUUAAAAGCUGAUUUUUUAACUCCUGCUCUUCUUGUGAGAGAGAGUCUGAGCAGAGUCCUGUGCUGUGGUAGUUGUGGAGGUGGUCUUGGUGCCUGGGAGGUGCUGGGGUUGGGGGUUGUUGCCCUGAGGGCCACAACCUCAGAGACUUUGCUCCGGUACAGCAGGACCGGGAAGCAGAAAUACUCCUGAGACUCAUCCAGGUGGGACAUUGCUUGAAAAAUAGAAAUCAUUUUACUAUUAAACUAUACUGCAUUAC